AUGGCGAGAAUGCCUGGCAGCGGCGGCGACUGGAACACCGGCAGCGGCGGCGGGGAGAACAAUGGGGGGGACCGGCCGCCGGGCCGCGGCGGCACCCACCGCCCCCACCACUACUGCAGCGCGGGGGAGGACGAGGACGGGGAGGACGACGAUGAGAUCCAGGAGGUGCAGAUAACGGGGGACGAGGAGGACGGCGCCGAUGGGGGGCUCCUGCUACUGGACGAGGAAGAGGAGGAGGAGGAGGAAAUGGGGCUGGAGUGGGACGGCGAGGAGGAGCCGCUGGAGCCUGAGCCGGUCCUUAUGAUCAGUAUGGACCGGGGCAGCGGCGGGCUGGACUCCUCUUGCGGCGGCGGUGGCGGCCGCCUUGGAGGCGGCUGUGGCGGCGGCAUCGGGGCAGCAGCAGUUGGGGGCGCCCCAGUCCCCGCUAGCGCCCGGGGCGCGGAGGACUCGGACCCGGAGACCGACCUGCUGCUGCAGCGCCCCGAGCGGGCCCGGCUGAGCGAGAACACCCGGCUGGCCACCCGCUACGCGGUGCGCAUCUUCCGGGAGUACCUGAGCGAGAAGUCCCAGAGCCCGGACUUCGAGACCAUGGACAAGGGGGCGCUGUGCCGGGUGCUGCGCUCCUUCUACGCCGAGGCCCGCUCCAAGAGCGGCCAGCUCUACUCCAAAUCCUCGCUCAUCAGCAUCCGCAGCUCCCUCAACCGCUACCUCAACGAGCCGCCCUACUGCCGCACCCUGGACCUGACCAAGGACCCGGAGCUGCGCGCCGCCAACCUGACGCUGGCGGCGGUGAUCCGCAAGCUGGAGGAGCAGGGCGCGGGGCCGGUGGUGCAGAAACAAGCCAUCACGCGGGCGGACCUUCGCAAGCUGUACACCUGCAGCGUGUUCAGCACGCAGAGCCCCUUCGGGCUGCUCAACAAGGUCUGGUUCGAGACCUGCAUGUACUUUUGCACGCGGGGCCGCGAGAACCAGCGCGAGCUGGAGGAGGACUCCUUCGGGCUGGCCAUGGACGAGGACGGCCGCAAGUUCGUCUACUUCAAGUCCCUGGGGCCCUACCACAAGUCGCGCUCCUCCUCUUGGAGCAAGAAGCGGGCGGAGAGCAGCGACGAGGAGAACCUGCCCCGCAUGUACGAGACGGGCACCGAGUUUUGCCCCUACUCCAGCUUCGUCAAGUACCUGGCCAAGCGCAACCCGCUCUGCAAGGCCUUCUUCCAGCGGCCGCGGGACCACUGCAGCGAGGGCGAUGUCACCUGGUACGAGAACAAGGCCAUCGGCAAGAACCUGCUGGGCACCCGCAUGCAGAUGCUCUCCAAGGCGGCCAAGCUCUCCAAGACCUACACCAACCACUGCAUCGGCGCCGUCUCCAUCGCCACCCUCAACAGCAUCGCCGGCAUCGGCACCAAGCUGGGCGGGCACCACCCGCACCCCGCCGGGGCGGCAGGGGGCUGCUACACCGCCGCCCAGGCCAUCCUCAACGGCGGGCACCGGCACCGGCCCCCGCCCGCCCCAGCCAACACCUACAUCCUCCCCAAAGACAGCGACGUCCCCCACGUGAAGGCAGAAGCGGCCGCUGUGACCCCGGCCAAGCGCUCCCUCUACGAGGCGGUGUACACUGGGGCGGCUGCGGCCGGGGGGGAUGCUUGCGGCCCCUCCUCGUCCCCCAAAAGACUCUGCCUCCGUCCCGCCGAGCCCCUGGACGCUGCUACUGCCGCUGCCUCCGUGGUGGUGGUGUCAGUGAAACACGAUCCCCUGCCUCUCCUCCUCCCCGAAGCCAAUGGGCACAGAAGCACCAACUCACCCACAGUAGUUUCACCUGCUAUUGUUUCCCCCACACAGGACAGUCGGCCAAAUAUGUCAAGACCUCUGAUCACUAGAUCCCCUGCAUCACCGUUGAACAAUCAAGGCAUCCCCACUCCAGCACAGCUCACAAAAUCCAACGCACCAGUUCAUAUUGAUGUGGGUGGGCACAUGUACACCAGCAGCUUGGCCACGCUUACUAAAUACCCUGACUCCAGAAUUGGAAGGCUUUUUGAUGGCACGGAGCCCAUUGUUUUGGACAGUCUCAAGCAGCACUAUUUCAUUGACAGAGAUGGGCAAAUGUUCAGAUAUAUCUUGAAUUUUCUACGAACAUCAAAACUCCUAAUUCCUGAUGAUUUCAAGGACUACAGUUUGCUAUAUGAAGAGGCAAAGUAUUUUCAGCUUCAGCCCAUGCUAGGUGAAAUGGAAAGGUGGAAACAGGAUCGGGAGACUAGCCGUUUUUCAAGGUCCUGCGAGUGCUUGGUGGUGCGUGUUGCCCCAGAUCUUGGAGAGAGGAUUACACUGAGUGGCGAUAAAUCUUUGAUAGAAGAAGUUUUUCCAGAAAUUGGCGACGUGAUGUGUAAUUCCGUCAAUGCUGGCUGGAAUCACGACUCCACCCAUGUCAUCAGGUUUCCAUUGAAUGGAUACUGUCACCUCAACUCAGUUCAGGUACUUGAGAGGUUGCAGCAAAGAGGAUUUGAGAUUGUUGGCUCAUGUGGAGGAGGGGUGGACUCUUCCCAAUUCAGUGAAUACGUACUGAGGCGAGAACUCAGAAGGACAUCUCGUGCACCCUCCGUCAUUCGAAUAAAGCAAGAGCCUCUGGACUAA
Messenger RNA from Emys orbicularis (European pond turtle), 2625 nucleotides. It is a transcript of the gene KCTD1, whose product is annotated as potassium channel tetramerization domain containing 1. Bases 1 to 2625 code for a protein of 874 amino acids. The record is from RefSeq and is a predicted model, not a curated record. Lineage: Eukaryota; Metazoa; Chordata; Testudines; Emydidae. The transcript has 5 exons. Gene Ontology annotation, molecular function: protein binding. Gene Ontology annotation, biological process: protein homooligomerization.